AUGUCCUCCGCCGCAUCUCCCCGAUUCUGGGCCGGGCCCAUUCGCUACUGCCGCUGGGCAUCCCGCGAGAAGCCAGCCUACUUCUGGUCCGUCGUCCUCGGCGCCCUCGGCCCCAUCCAGCUGGCCGUCGUCCCUCCUGUCAGAAACUUCAUUGGCGACUACAACGCGCCGCCCAUCCCCGUCACAUACCCUGUCCCCGCAGGACCCAGAAAGCAGCUGACGGGCUAUGACGACGAAUGA
Messenger RNA from Colletotrichum acutatum, 240 nucleotides. Its product is annotated as NADH-ubiquinone oxidoreductase 9.5 kDa subunit. The record is from RefSeq and is a predicted model, not a curated record. The transcript is spliced from 2 exons. Lineage: Eukaryota; Fungi; Ascomycota; Sordariomycetes; Glomerellales; Glomerellaceae. Bases 1 to 240 code for a protein of 79 amino acids.